Molecule: messenger RNA, 1314 nt
Organism: Ilex paraguariensis (yerba mate)
Lineage: Eukaryota; Viridiplantae; Streptophyta; Magnoliopsida; Aquifoliales; Aquifoliaceae
Source: the annotation of a GenBank genome assembly
AUGGAGUCUAAGAAUGGAAAAUUGUUUGUCGGAGGAAUUUCUGAGGAGACAAACGAAAAGGCGCUCAAAUGGCAUUUCAGCGAAUAUGGAAAAGUGAAAAGCUGUGAAGUUAUUAAACAUCGAAUGACAGGCCAACCAAGGGGGUUUGGCUUUGUCACGUUUGAAGGCCCAUCUGUGGUUGAUAAAGUCCUUCAGGAUCGCCACGCCAUUCUUGGAAGACUGGUAGAAGUGAAAGUAGCGAGACCCAAAGGUGAGAGACAACAGAACUGUUGCUGCCAAUCAUGCUUUCACCUUCGACAACAGGAGAACCAUGGCAUUAGUGGAAGCACCUAUUAUGGUGGUUGCAAUACUCACUUUAAAACUAAGAAGAUUUUUGUUGGGGGCUUACCAUCUAACUUGACAAAGGAAGAGUUCAAGAGGUAUUUUGAGAGAUUCGGUACCAUUGAGGAGGUGAUUAUGAUUUAUGACAAAGAAAACAAUAGGCCUAGGGGCUUUGGAUUCAUCACUUUUGACUCGGAGGAGACUGUAGACAUUGUGUUGCAAAUGCGUUAUCAUGGACUGAACAAUAAGCUUGUGGAGGUAAAGAGGGCUAAACCUAAGCACAGGUGUAUUAAUGAAUUGAGAUUCGGAGGAUGGUCUACUUUUGGUGGUUUUGGGGAUUAUUCGCCAUAUGCUAAUUGCUUCAGCUGUUGUGCUGCUUGUGCACUGCGUUCAGGUUACUAUUAUGGAACAGGGGCUUACUCCAGCGUGUAUAAUGGAGUUGGUUAUGAGACGUCUUCAGGCAUGCCUCAUUUUUAUCAAAAUAGUACAGUGUCAUAUGGAAGUCUGGGUUCUUAUCCGACAUAUAUAGAUGGUGGGGCUUAUGCGACCUACUGGGAUACUCAGCUACUGGAUAUGACUCAUGGUAUUGUUCAUUAUUCAUGCCCAAAAGAAGAUGGUAAUCCAAAUCAUCAUGCAGCUUUCGUGUCUACUUACAAAUGUGAACCUAAUGGAGAUGAUACUUGUGGUGAUGCUGAGCUUCCAGAUAUUGCAAGCAAAGCUUGGGGUCCUGGUGGAUUAGUUUCUGAAAGCAUAGGUGCUGAAGAGAAAAAGGGAGUAGAUAACCAAUCAAGGCCUCAGAAAUCUAGCUACGAGACAUCUGUUAUGCCUGUACCCAGCAAUACCUUAAAUGAAAAUGAUGAUGGUGGUCAGGUUGAGGUUCAAACUAAUACAAGUCUGCCUUGUUUUGAUGCAGAUAAUGGUUCAGAAAAUAACGGAGCAAAUAGCCUAGGCCUUGCCACUCUGGUUGACUCUCAGAAAGAUUCAGGUCAGUAA